UUCAAGUGAAGCCGCAUGAAGUUUCUCCUUUUUUGUUCCUCGUAAAUAACAUUAAAUAUUAUGUUAUGAAAUUAUGAAAAGCCUUAUUUAAGAAACAUCUUCUAACAACACAUCGGCAAAAUGUCUCCUUCGAGCCGGAUUCGAACCAGCGACCUAAGGAUUACAGUGUAAUACAGUCUACAGUCCUCCGCUCUACCAACUGAGCUAUCGAAGGCCUACGUCAUGAGGAUCUGACGUUCCUUUACAACGACAAAGGUCACAUGGGUGGGGCGGACCUUAUAAAACCUUCAGGCUUCCAUGGAGAACAGCUCACUCUUUCCUCUCUCUUCCUGGGCAUAAAGUUAAAUCGUUGGUCAGUGACCCUUUCUUCCUAUAAAACUCAGAAGUAGCACCAUGUGUGACACAGAAGAGUACGUAGAGGAGUUUGAGGAGGAACAGGAGGAGGAGAACGAAGCGGAAGAGGCAGAGGCUGAGGAGGAGGUUGAAGAGGAAGAACAUGAAAAAGAGGCAGAGGAGGAAACCAAGCCCAAACCUAAGAUGUUUGUUCCCAACAUUAUAGCACCAAAGCUGCCUGAUGGAGAGAAGGUGGACUUUGACGACCUCCACCGCAAGCGCUUGGAGAAAGACUUCAAUGAACUUCAGGGUCUCAUUGAGCACCACUUCAGCAACAGGCAGAAGGAAGAGGAUGAACUUGUAACUCUGAAGAACCGCAUCGAACGGCGCCGGGCUGAACGUGCCGAGCAGCAGCGGACCAGAGCCGAGCGAGAGCGAGAGAAGCAGGCACACCUGGCCGAGGAGAGGGCGCGGCGUGAGGAGGAGGCAGCCAAAAUCCGUGCGGAGGACGAUGUCAGGAAGAAGAAGAUCCUCUCCAAUAAGGGCUACGGGGGGUACCUGCAGAAAGUGGAUCAGAAGAAAGGCAAGAGGCUGACGGAACGCGAGAAGAAGACUAAGGCGCUUAUGGAGCGUCGCAAGCCCCUCAACAUCGAUCAUCUGAACCAGGAGAAACUGGGAGAAAAAGCUCUGGACCUGUGGAAGUGGCUCUGUGUACUCCACGCAGAGAAGUUUGACCUGGCGGAGAAGCUAAGGAGGCAGAAGUAUGACAUCAAUGUUCUGCGUAAUCGCGUUAGUGACCAUCAACGGGGAGCCAAGACAACUAAGAGCGCCAGGAAAUCCUGGAAGUAAAUUGAAUGGAUUAACACCUGCAAUUAUGCAUAAUACAAUGAACAUCCCAAAAGGUUUGUUGGAAACAUCAUUUCAAGCAUCCCAUCAGACUUUUUAGGACAAGAUCAUUUCUUUUCUUUUUAUUUGGAAAAACAUGUUUCUCUUGACCUUGCACUGUUUGUUCAUUUUAUGCAUUAUACAUGCAGUGGGUUUUGUUGUGUAAAUGUAUUGUUUCUAGAGCCUUUAGCGAAAGCUCACACAGCAUCUUAAUGUGAGGUUUGUCUGCAGAACAUUGCUGCCUUGAAAUAAUAGUAUAAACGUCUCACAAGCGUAGACGUAAUUCAAAAAUGGAUUAUACAACAUUUAGUAGAAAAUUGUUGUUGAAUUGUUUUUGACUGCUUACCCCAAUUACUACAAAUAUCCCAGAAGGCAUCAAAGCCGUUU
Molecule: messenger RNA, 1605 nt
Organism: Triplophysa rosa
Lineage: Eukaryota; Metazoa; Chordata; Actinopteri; Cypriniformes; Nemacheilidae
Gene: tnnt2c
Product: troponin T2c, cardiac
Exons: 2
Coding region: 394-1182 (262 amino acids)
Biological process (GO): sarcomere organization; regulation of muscle contraction; cardiac muscle contraction
Cellular component (GO): troponin complex
Molecular function (GO): tropomyosin binding; troponin I binding; troponin C binding
Source: RefSeq, a predicted model, not a curated record